GUGUCCGCCUCGGCGGCGCGGGGGGUGCCUCGUCUCGUUUGAUUCGUCUCCGUUGGAACAAACCCCACGGAAUAAUCUUAUCCCGCUUUAAACUUCCGCGCCUCGCAUCCCGCCUGCCGGGGUGGGCGAGCCGGUGGUGCUGCUCCUGCAGGAGCUGAGCUGGGGUCAGCUGGAAGAUGACUGAGUACAAGCUGGUGGUGGUGGGAGCUGGUGGUGUUGGGAAGAGUGCUCUGACAAUCCAGCUCAUCCAGAACCACUUUGUUGAUGAGUAUGACCCCACAAUAGAGGACUCGUACCGGAAGCAGGUGGUGAUCGACGGGGAGACCUGCCUGCUGGACAUCCUGGACACGGCGGGGCAGGAGGAGUACAGCGCCAUGCGCGACCAGUACAUGCGCACCGGCGAGGGCUUCCUCUGCGUCUUCGCCAUCAACAACACCAAGUCCUUCGAGGACAUCCACCAGUACAGGGAGCAGAUCAAGAGGGUGAAGGACUCAGAUGAUGUCCCCAUGGUGCUGGUGGGGAACAAGUGCGACCUGCCGGCGCGGACGGUGGAGACGCGGCAGGCGCAGGACCUGGCCCGCAGCUACGGCAUCCCCUACAUAGAGACCUCUGCCAAGACCAGACAGGGGGUGGAGGAUGCCUUCUACACCCUGGUGCGGGAGAUCCGGCAGCACAAGCUGCGCAAGCUCAACCCCCCCGACGAGAGCGGCCCCGGCUGCACCAACUGCAAGUGUGUGGUGUCCUGAGGCUGGCUGGGCCCUGGCCUGGAGAGGUUCCUGCGGUGCCGAGCGGA
Messenger RNA from Dryobates pubescens (Downy woodpecker), 793 nucleotides. RefSeq names its product GTPase HRas. The record is from RefSeq and is a predicted model, not a curated record. The transcript has 6 exons. Gene Ontology annotation, molecular function: GDP binding; GTP binding; GTPase activity. Lineage: Eukaryota; Metazoa; Chordata; Aves; Piciformes; Picidae. The coding region runs from base 177 to 746 and encodes 189 amino acids. Gene Ontology annotation, biological process: Ras protein signal transduction. Gene Ontology annotation, cellular component: plasma membrane.